AUGGUCAACCUCCAGGACCUCCCGCCGGAGCUGUUGACUCGCAUCGUCUUCUUUGUCGCCCCGCUUAGAGGUCCUCUCCCACCUGGUUAUCUUGAGGAAAAGCUUGCUCAGAAGCGUGACAACAAUGUCAAUGCGAGCGCCGGGGCCUGUGCUAACACCAAUGGUAUCAACAAUAAUGAUACUCUUGACGGCGACGAUGGUUGGGAUGACGUGGACGAGAUGGACGACCGUAAAGAGCCCAAGAAGGAAACGCUGUAUAGCCGGGCGCACAGGGAUCUACGGAAUCUCUGUCUAACGUCGCACAUGUUUCGAGACCUGGCGCAACCAUUCCUGUUCUACAAUUUCGAAGACACCGGUAUGGCCGGCUUCCUCAGCCAAACCGUCGCUUUCACUCGGGCCCUCUACCUCCGACCAGAGCUCGGAGAGCAUGUACGGGAGCUCGAUAUCAUGUACCCCUUGGAUGAUGAGGAUCGACCCAAGCCUCUUGCGGCUGAAGACUUGGCGCUCUUCGAAUCUGCAAUCAAGGAUCUCCAAUUGGGCGACAAGGAGAAGAUCUGGUUGUCCGGACUCAAGCGCCUGGACCUCAGUGUCCUUACAGCUCUACUGAUCAACAGAGCCCCCCAUCUGCGUGAAAUGUUUCUGCCAGCAGGCCAGGUCCGGAUGGAUCCAAUCAGUCACCUUCUCGACCAAAAUCCAUCGUUGCUAUCUGAACUCCAAUCGAUCUCCCUUGAAGGGGACGACGAAGAGCUCGAUUUCGACCUUGCGCCUUACAACAAAUUGAUCACACUUCCCAAGCUCAAAGAGGCCAAUCUUGAGUUUGGUACUAUCACGAAUGAAACAUUCCCUGCGACCUGGGCACCAGGUACAAUUGCUGCCGAAAAAUUGUCAUUCCUUCGUUGCCAUAUGGAUGUCGUUGGCAUGCAAAAAUUCAUACAAGCCUGCAAAAGACUUACAUCCUUCAGCUAUAAGAACUUUCGUAUAGAUUUACACGAGGAGAUGCCAAUUUCGUGGCGCAAGCCCGAGUUCAACGCUCCGCAAUUUUAUGAAGCUAUUCUUUCGCACAAGGAUUCACUUGAAAAUCUGUUGCUGACGUUCGCCUACGAUCCAUGGGACCUGGAAAAUCUGGAAGAGCACCUUGCUCGACGCGGCAAGCUGGGGUCGUUCCGCGAUUUCCCCAACCUUGGGACCGUGUGGAUCGCUCAUGCUCUUUUCCCGGAGCAUCCCGAAUUCCCACCGUCCCUUAAAACGCUGCAUGUCGCGGACUGCGAGUCGUCUAUCCGGGACAUGGUCGGCAAUAUUGCGGCAGACUGUCAAAAGGGUCUUUAUCCGAACUUGACCGAGUUCAAGGUUUUCGCUCGCGAUAUCACCCGACCCAUCAAACUCCCCGGGCAAGUCAUUCCAGAGGGAAAGACCCCCGAGCAAUGUUUUACCAGCCUUCGAGACCUAUUCAAAGAUACCAAAGUGGAUUUCCAGAUCGUGCCGGAUCAAUUAUGGGGCUUGAGAGAUCUCAUGGCAGAGGAUGAUUAUGAGGGCUACGGGAACUACGACGACGACGACAUGGACUAUGGUGAUAUCGACAUGGAUGAGUAUGAGUUCCAGCUGGGAAGUGAUUUUGGGCCCGAGCGAGGAUUCGGACCGUCAAGUGGAGCUAUUCUGAACGCUUUGGCGCGCGCUCUAGGGAAUCCACACGCUGCUCAUCCCUUUGACGACGAUGGCGCAAGUGAUAAUUCUUGGGAAACGGAGGAGGAUGACUGA
Messenger RNA from Penicillium cataractarum, 1755 nucleotides. RefSeq lists its product as uncharacterized. The record is from RefSeq and is a predicted model, not a curated record. The transcript has a single exon. Lineage: Eukaryota; Fungi; Ascomycota; Eurotiomycetes; Eurotiales; Aspergillaceae. The coding region runs from base 1 to 1755 and encodes 584 amino acids.